GAUGGGUCGUCUGCGCGCACCUGGGGCCACCGGAGACAUGCGGAGGCAGCAGCUUUUAGCCCGCUUCCACUCUGUUUCAUGAUAGCGAGCCGUCGUGUACCUGCCCGGGGAUGGGGAGAAGCACAUGGAGCUGCGGCGCCUUGAUCCUGCUGGCCAUCGUUUGCUGGUGUCGCGCCGCCACUCUGGAGUCCAUCCACUGGAGUGGCUCCAAUGCAAAAUUUACUCCAGGUCAGGGUCUCGUCCUGUACCCUCAGAUAGGGGACAAGAUGGACAUUGUGUGUCCCCGGGUAGAUGCUUCACCGGGGGGAAAGGAGGAGUUCUACAGAGUGUACCUGGUCUCUCGAAGUCAGAUAGAGCGCUGCGCCAUCGACAAGACGGAUACACCCCUGCUGAACUGUGACAAGCCUAACCGGGAUGUCAAGUUCACCUUCAAGUUUCAGGAAUUCAGCCCCAACCUGUGGGGUUUGGAGUUCCUCAAGGGGAGGGACUAUUACAUCACUUCCACCUCUACCGGGGCUCUGCAAGGUCUGGAUAACACUGAUGGAGGGGUGUGUAGAACCAAAUCCAUGAAGCUUGUGCUGAGAGUUGGCCAAAGCCCUUCAGAUCCACCUACAACCUUCCAGGAGUCCCCCACCAGAUUCCCACCCACACGACCGAGGUCCAAGAGCAAGGACACCUCUGCGAAAGAGGAUGACGUAAAAAGCAAAACUGAGGCGGGCUCGGAAACAGGGCAAACAAACCCCAGCGGCAGCGGCGGCUCUGCGCCAGGACUGUUCAUGUGGGUUUUCUCUGGCUGUGCGAUCCUCCUUCUGGUCAUCAUAAUUCUGCUGGUCCUGCUGUGGAGGCACCGUCACCGCCACUGUGUCCCAGAGAGCCAGCAGUCUGCCUCCGUUUCCCUCAACACUUUGGCUGUGCCGAAGCGGGACAGCAUUAGCAGCGACAACAACGGCUCCGACCGCAGUGAUGUUGUCUUUCCUCUGAGAGCCUCUGACAGCAUGGUCUGCCGUCACUAUGAGCGUGUGAGCAGUGACUACGGGCCCCCUGUGUACAUAGUUCAGGAGAUAACGCCCCAGAGUCCCACCAACAUCUACUACAAAGUCUAAUGUUUGCUGCUCUAAGUCCAGUCUUUUGCUAAUAUGUUGAGAAUCAUAAAUGUCAGCCAUUGUGGACACGCUCAGGCUACAGUCUAUUACACAAUGCUCCCGUGGCUACAGUUUUAAAGUUUGUAGCAUAUGUCUCGGAGCUGUGUUGCAUUGACCAUGGACAGGAAAAUGUCAGUCUUAUACUUGUUCAGGUCACACUGCACCAGGUGCAGAAAAAGCUCUUGAACCACUUUGUUUUCUUAGUGAAGAGACAAUCAGAGAGAAAAUUGAUGCGUCAUAACGUAUCAUUCACUAGUUGUGUUCAGUUUGUUUUGUGAGAUAUGUCUGGAAGUGUGCAGCAAAUGCCGGUUUGUUUUCGUUUUUAUUUUACAAAGAAAUCAGCUGUUCCUCUCUGCCGCUGAGUGUGGCAGCUUCACAUGUACAGUAAAUGUGUAUUUUAUUUAGUUUACUGAUAAACUGGGGGGGAAAAAAAGAUUGAUAUUGCACUCUAACACACUAAAUUUGU
This is a messenger RNA of Xiphias gladius (swordfish), 1608 nucleotides long. RefSeq names its product ephrin-B2a-like. Gene Ontology annotation, biological process: ephrin receptor signaling pathway; axon guidance; blood vessel morphogenesis. Gene Ontology annotation, molecular function: ephrin receptor binding. Bases 111 to 1103 code for a protein of 330 amino acids. Gene Ontology annotation, cellular component: plasma membrane. NCBI's taxonomy places the organism in Eukaryota, Metazoa, Chordata, Actinopteri, Istiophoriformes, Xiphiidae. The record is from RefSeq and is a predicted model, not a curated record. The transcript is spliced from 5 exons.